CACAUUCAAUACAAUGUCCGAGGAAGAUGGGUCUAGAAAGGCGAGUUCCAGGCUGUGUAAUUUUCAGCCAGUUACCCAUUGCAUUUUCGAACUCGAUGGCCUGCUGAUAGACAGCGAGCGUUUGAGAACGGAAUCCGUUCAGAAGAUCCUGGAACCCUAUGGCCACACGUACAGCUUCGAUCUGAAGAUGAAGUGCAUGGGCAAGCCGGACUCCGAGCAGGCCGCUCUCAUCGUGAACACCUUCAAUCUGCCCUUCAGCCAGACGGAGUUUGAGAACCAGCAGGAGCUCCAGUGUCGUGGCAAAAUGGGUUUCAUUCGACUGAUGCCCGGCGUGAAGCGACUGCUGAAUCACCUGAAGAGUUUCAACAUUCCCAUGGCGAUCGGAAGUGGCAGCUGUCUGGAUUCGUUUACGAUAAAGACGCGCCAACACUCCAGGCUCUUCGAUGUCUUCAGUCACGUGGUUUUGAGCGGCUCCGACGAGGAGGUCAAGUUGGGAAAACCCGCUCCGGAUAUUUUCCUCACCACCGCCUCUCGUUUCGAGGAUGCGCCGGAGCCGAGCCAGUGCCUGGUCUUCGAGUCGUCUUUAGUGGGAAUGGAGGCUGCUCUGGCCGCUGGCAUGCAGGUGGUCCUGGUGCCCGAUCCUCUGGUAUCCAUUAACGCAAGUGCUCCGGCCACCUUGAGGCUGCGAUCGCUCGAGACUUUCAGGCCACAAUAUUUUGGAUUGCCACCCCUAUAAGAUACUAAGUAGUUUGCAAUGAGAAUUUAAUGUCAGAAAUGAGAAAUAUAGACAACAUUGUUUCUAGUGUA
Drosophila yakuba is the source of this 807-nucleotide messenger RNA. RefSeq names its product probable pseudouridine-5'-phosphatase. The record is from RefSeq and is a predicted model, not a curated record. NCBI's taxonomy places the organism in Eukaryota, Metazoa, Arthropoda, Insecta, Diptera, Drosophilidae. Gene Ontology annotation, molecular function: phosphatase activity. The transcript has a single exon. The coding region runs from base 14 to 736 and encodes 240 amino acids.